Messenger RNA from Suncus etruscus (white-toothed pygmy shrew), 1776 nucleotides. RefSeq names its product keratin 3 (gene KRT3). Gene Ontology annotation, biological process: intermediate filament organization; keratinization. Gene Ontology annotation, cellular component: keratin filament. The record is from RefSeq and is a predicted model, not a curated record. Lineage: Eukaryota; Metazoa; Chordata; Mammalia; Eulipotyphla; Soricidae. Gene Ontology annotation, molecular function: structural constituent of skin epidermis.
AUGAACAGACAAUCCUACAAGAAAUCCUUCAGUGGUGGCAGCAAGGGCUUCUCCGGCCAUUCGGCUGUGGUCUCUGGGGGCAGCAGCAGGAUGAGCUGCGUGGCCCGCUCCAGGGCAGCUGGUGGAGGGGCCUGUGGGGCCCGUGGUGGUGCAGGUGGCUUUGGCAGUCAAAGCCUCUACAACCUGGGUGGCACUAAGAGCAUCUCCAUCAGUGUGGCUGGUGGCUCUCGGACUGGUGGCUUUGGGGGAGGCCGGAGCAGCUGUGUCAGUGGUUUUGGUGGGGGCUAUGGAGGGGGCUUUGGAGGGGGCUUUGGUGGUGGCAGAGGAAUGGGAGGGGGCUUUGGAGGAUAUGGUGGCUUUGGUGGUUCUGGUGGCUUUGGUGGUCCUGGUGGCUUUGGCGGUCCCGGUGGCUUUGGUGGUCCCGGUGGCUUUGGUCCUGGUGGCUUCCCUGGGGGGAUCCAGGAAGUGACUGUCAACCAGAGCCUGCUGCAGCCUCUGAAUGUGGAGAUUGACCCACAGAUUGGGCAAGUGAAGACCCAGGAGCGUGAACAAAUCAAGACCCUCAACAACAAGUUUGCCUCCUUCAUAGACAAGGUGCGCUUCCUGGAGCAGCAGAACAAGGUCCUGGAGACCAAAUGGGAGCUGCUGCAGCAGCAGGGCUCUGGCUCCAUCACUGGCACAAACAACCUGGAACCCCUCUUCGAGCAGUACAUCAACUCCCAAAGGAGCUAUCUGGACAGCAUUCUGAAUGAAAGAGGCCGCUUGGAAUCUGAGCUGAGGAACAUGCAGGACCUGGUGGAGGACUUCAAAAAGAAAUAUGAGGAUGAAAUCAAUAGACGCACCACUGCUGAGAAUGAAUUUGUGACCUUAAAGAAGGAUGUUGAUGCUGCCUAUAUGAACAAAGUGGAGUUGCAGGGUAGGGUGGAUGCACUCACAGACGAAAUCAACUUUCUGAGGACACUCUAUGACUUGGAGCUGUCUCAGAUGCAGAGCCAUGUCAGUGACACAUCUGUGGUCCUGUCCAUGGAUAACAACCGCUGCCUGGACCUGGACAGCAUCAUCGCUGAGGUGCGAGCCCAGUAUGAAGAGAUCGCCCAGAGGAGCAAGGCUGAGGCUGAGGCCCUGUAUCAAACCAAGCUAGGAGAGCUGCAGUCUACUGCGGGCAGACAUGGGGAUGACUUGAAGAGCACCAAGAGUGAGAUCAUGGAACUCAACAGGAUGAUCCAGAGGCUGCGGGCUGAGAUCGAGAACGUCAAGAAGCAGAACACCAACCUGCAGGCUGCCAUCUCAGAAGCAGAGCAGCGUGGGGAGCUGGCCCUCAAGGAUGCCAAUGCGAAACUUCAGGAACUGCAAGCAGCACUACAGCAGGCCAAAGAUGACUUGGCCCGGCUGCUGCGUGAUUACCAGGAACUGAUGAAUGUGAAGCUGGCCCUGGAUGUGGAAAUCGCCACCUACAGGAAGUUGCUGGAAGGCGAAGAGUGCAGGAUGUCUGGAGAGUGCCAGAGCUCCGUCAGCAUCUCAGUGGUCAGCAGCGGCAGCACCACCUCCGGUGGUUACGGCGGUGGCUUCGGCGUCGGAGGCGGGAUAGGAGGCGGCUUCGGAUUGGGGGGAGGCAGUGGCUUCGGAGGUGGCAGCGGCUUCGGAGGUGGCAGCUGCGGCGGUGGCUUCAGCAGCGCUGGAGGGCGCUCUGCAGUCACUGGAGGAGGCUUCAGCUCUGGCAGUCACAGGGGCAGCAGCAUUAAGUUCUCCCAAUCCUCUAAGCGAGGUGGCAGAUAA